Symbiodinium necroappetens is the source of this 2805-nucleotide messenger RNA. The record is from the annotation of a GenBank genome assembly. NCBI's taxonomy places the organism in Eukaryota, Dinophyceae, Suessiales, Symbiodiniaceae.
AUGUCCGCUUUUCAAGUUCUCAUGGCCAUGUCCAACAAGGACUUGGCCCUCUCCAGUGAGGCCAAAGAAAGCCUUCGGAGAUUGGUUUGCACCUUCUUGUCUCUGCCGCACGGCGCGGAUUUUACCGUGCGCCUUCAUUUACUGGCGAACGCAAUCUUGUUAGCGCUCCAACCACCGGACCUGAGGUUGCAGAGGCUCCUCGAGCAGCUGCCUUCUCCCGAUGCGGCACUCUUACAAGGAGCUGCGAAAGACUGUGGGCCGCUGCUGAUCGACCUGUUGAAAGAGCAGCUUUUUCAUGACAGCGCCGAGCCCCCCAAUCCAGAGAAGAAGCGCAGGGCCAUUGAGGAGAGAACUGGAGUCAAGUCACUUCGAGUGCAGUUCAGGUUGAGAGAGAAGACUGGAGCCCCUCAUACUUGGCCUUGGCCGAAUGGUAUGGAGCAUGCUGAGCCGGACUGGGUCACCGGAUUGUCGGUGUUUUGCGAGGCUUGGUUUCCUUCGGAGGCUGAGCAGGGCCAGUCCAUCCCAGGCUACUGGUUCGGAGCAAGGAAGGCAUCCUAUCGACCGCUCUUUGACAAGUUGAAUGCGAGCUGCCUCGAACCAGCACGGCGGCUGGCUGCUGCUGGCCAGUUCCGGCGCAUGUGGUGGCCUCGAUGGGAGCCUUCUGCAUCUGCCAGGAUGAGACUGAAGGCUGCCAUUUUCCUGGACCAAACCUCGCGCAACUAUCAGUCCACACAGCGAGGUGAUGAUGCCUUGCUGAAAGCCGCCCGAGUCAAGGAGCAGUGUGACGCUGUGGCCCUGCAAAUGGCUUUGUCAGUGGUGGCGGCAGGCGGCGGCACAGCGAACGGAGCUUUCUUCCUGCAGUUGGGUUCAGUGCCCGAGCUGUGCUUUUUGUCACUGGUGCUGCGCCACACCCGGGAGCCCUGCUUCAUCCAGCUCGCGGAGGGGAUGUUAGUCUCCAUCGUAGAGGAGCUUCAGCGAUCCGACCAUGGCUUACCAUCCGAGGGGCUCCAGGGGCAUCUGGGACUUUGUUCGCGAUUCCUAGAAGAGACCCGAGAUGCGCUGGAGGCCGUGGGCGUGGAAGCCUACUUGCAACGGGCCCUACAAACCGACCAGCCGCUGCUGAUCGGCCAGCCGGAGCAGACGCCCAGACUCGAGGUACUGGACCAGAGGUGUCAAGCGCAUGCUGCAGGCUUGCGCUUCUUGGAUCCACUACUCUGCGAUACUGCUCGUUUCGAGCAGCACCAUCUGGUGGAGGAGCUCAGCAGAAGUCUGCAGGUUCUUGGCUUCCUCCAUGCAGAGAGUGGAAUCGUUCUGAGCUUGUCUGGCGGUGUGGACAGCAUGGUGACCUGCUGCUUGCUCUGGCUUUUGCGUCGUCGCUUACCUCCAGAGCAGUGUUUCAAAUUUUGUGCACUGCAUCUCUGCCAUCCAAACCGCGAUGAUGCCCGAGAUGAAGAGGGCUGGGUGCGGUGGUCAUGCUCUAAGUUGGGAGUCGAGUUGCUCACCUACAGGCUAAAGAUCCGACGGCCCCACGGAACCCUGCGAACUGGAAUCUCUCGUGAACGCUACGAGGAGAAGUCGAAACAGAUUCGUUUUCGAAUGUAUUCGCGCUGUUUUGAACACCUUGGCGUCCCUUUUGAGAGGGGAGCGACACUGGUAGCACACCAUGAGGAUGAUGCAGACGAGAAUCGGCUGGCUGAGCUGGGAAAGGGCAACAUCAUCCAUAUUGAUGGGAUGUUGCCAAGCAGUACGACCCAAGGCGUGACUGUCAUCCGGCCAUUCUUGAAGGUGCGCAAAGCUGAGCUCAUCGGCUUCGCUGAUCUCGCGGCCCUCUGCUACAUGCAAGACUCGACUCCCAAGUGGAGUCGGAGAGGCUGGAUCCGAUAUGUCCUGGACGAGAUGAACUCUGAAGAGCAGCAGAGCUUUACUCGGCUGCAGAUGCUCCUGUCCCGAGCUGGUGAGGCAUCUGCAACCCUUGGCGAAGCCAUCGACGAGUCACUGGGAGUAUGGAAAGAGUCCGACAUCACCUCUGGAGUGAUCAGCGUUCCUGAGGUGACGCUCACCACUGGAGACAGCAAGAAAGGUCAGGAGCAGAUCGUUCACGGCUACUCCUCACAUCAAGUGCCGGUGGUUAUACUCAGGUUGCCGGUCCUCUUCACUUUGGCUCAGGAGUUUCACCAGAAGGUGAAGCAGCUGAUGGACGACUUCCGGGACAUAGCCAGCAUCUGGAACAAGGCCAUCGAGAAGCAAACUGCCAUGCCAAACGGUCACGGAGACGGCGCCCGCAAGACGGGAGCAGCACAUGAGAGUUUGGAUAUGGAGGACGAGGAGGCCGGGGCAUGUCCUCUGCAGGCCGUCCGUGUUUGCGACGGGCCCUUUGAGAUGGGGCCCUUCGUCCUGGGCCGCGCGGUGUGUGUGGCACUGAAUGCGGUGCCGGAGGUUCAUCGACUGCUCGGUGGGCAGCUGGUAGCCAGGAAGGCAUUGAAGCACGUGUGGGACUGCGUGGUCCGCGCUCGGCGGGAGCACCACUGGGGUACUUUGCACAAGAUGUGCCCCUUCCUAUACGUGCGAGAAGCGAGCAGCCUGGUUCUGUGCGAUGCGCAAGAGUGCGGGCCGGAGUUUGCAGACGCCCGAUGGCAGCGUCACUUCGUUGCUGCCGUGACAGAGUUCCUGCAGACACAGGAGAAAGCUGGAGUAACCGAAAUGCACAAGCAGCCACAGCAGCAGACCCGUCAGCAUGGAACACCGCACAUCUGCAUAACAUGUGAUUCUAGAGUCAUGAAUCCUUGCACACGCCAAGACUCUUGA